CUAAUAACUGUCACGUGAAUAGAGGCUCCGCGGGGAGUCUUGGCAGCCGUCACAAGAUCGGAGCCGCGCCCAGAUCAAGGCUCAGCGGGUCAUCAUUCUCACCUCCAGCUCUUUUCCACUCGAACGCAACAAGACAUUCACUGAUCUCGGUUGUCAUCACUCAGAUCUUAAAAUCUUAAAAUUAGAAUAACAAAGCAUCCACUUCAGCCUUUGUGGUUACGCGCCAUGGCAGACGUACGAUCGUUGCUGCGCAAUGAGCUCGCCUCCCGAAGGGGUACUUCACAAGCAGGCCCCUCAAAAACGCGACUCAACAAGAAGCGCAAGGUUGAUGCUGACGACAAUAUUACGCGCAAGAAGCUAAGGCCUGCUGGUUCAGGUGCUGCGCGAUUACCACCAGAUACGGGAAAAGUUGAACCUCCCAGCGCAGAGGCUUUCAAGGACGAAGAAUUGGGGGAAGAAGAAGAACAUGCUGGAGUCGAGCCUCCGCCAGAGGACACGGAUCUCGAAGCGCGUGAUACAAGUGAUACUGCAGCGGCAGGUCAAAGUAACCAGGCCAUUGACGAGGAUGAGUGGGCAGCCUUCGAACGCGAAGUAGCCUUGCCGACACGCGUACCUCAAGCUACUAUACCUGCUGCUGCCGCAGCAGCUCCGACAAUCUCAGCAGCACCGAUGACCGCGGAGGAAAUAGCCGCGCAAGAAAAGCAAGACAAUGAAUCAAUAGCACGCGCGCGGGAAGCGGAAGCAGAGGGGGAGCGUGAGGACGCGGCCCGGUUCCUCGAAGAAGAGUUUGAUGAGAUGGAUCAGUUGGAAGAGCGAGUGAGACGAUUGAAGCAGAAAAGGGAAGAGCUAAGACAAAAGAAGGCAGCAGAUGAGGAAGAGGCGAAGGCCCUGUCUAGCGCGCCUUCCGGGGAACAGAGACGAGACCAAGCCGGGGCUGAGAGCGAAAGUGACGAGGAUGACGAUGAUUGGGAUGAUUGGAGAUUCAGGUAGUUAUGUCAGGGCUGGAUGAUUUCCUUUACGCCAUGUAAUAGUACUAUAUUGAUACCCCUGUGAAAGUAUCCGAGUGUAUUGGGCAGAAAAGUUGGAUGGCUGGCAUGUGCUUUGCUACAGCCCGCAAAUGCGAGUAU
Messenger RNA from Paecilomyces variotii, 1127 nucleotides. RefSeq lists its product as hypothetical. Lineage: Eukaryota; Fungi; Ascomycota; Eurotiomycetes; Eurotiales; Thermoascaceae. The transcript has a single exon. The record is from RefSeq and is a predicted model, not a curated record. The coding region runs from base 226 to 990 and encodes 254 amino acids.